Messenger RNA from Pocillopora meandrina, 7324 nucleotides. Lineage: Eukaryota; Metazoa; Cnidaria; Anthozoa; Scleractinia; Pocilloporidae. The record is from the annotation of a GenBank genome assembly.
AUGUCUGGACGCGGCAAAGGAGGUAAAGGGCUUGGAAAAGGAGGCGCCAAGCGCCAUCGAAAGAUUCUGCGAGACAACAUCCAGGGAAUCACCAAGCCAGCAAUCCGACGUCUGGCUCGCCGCGGUGGUGUCAAGCGUAUUUCCGGGCUCAUUUACGAAGAGACCCGCGGAGUCCUCAAAGUCUUCCUGGAAAACGUUAUCCGUGAUGCUGUGACUUACACCGAACACGCCAAACGGAAGACCGUUACCGCAAUGGAUGUGGUCUACGCCCUUAAACGCCAAGGCCGUACCCUAUACGGUUUUGGCGGGUAGAGAAUCACGGAAACCUCAGAGAACUGAUAAACGGCUCCUUUAGGAGCCACCACCUCAUGCGAAAGUCGUGAUCAGCCACAGUGAUGGUCAAACCCUGUGUUUGAACAACGAGUCAAAGGGCGAUAUUUUUCUGCUCUCAACGUUUCUCCUAAUCCUUGUGUUAGCGUUAAUGCAGUGUAACUCGAGUCGCUUGUCGUGGUGUGCCAAAUAGUCUCUCGUUCCAACAGGGAACUGGGAUGGCAGGAAAUAGGAAGUAGUAAAUUGGGAGUUUCAAAAGCCGUGCAAAGCUGGGUUCAGCGAACGUUCUACUCAAAUUCUAUUACGUUUCCACGCAAUGGAACCACGCGUGAUCGCACCGUUCUCCAAGUACGUUAGUUCUGAUCAUUAACACAUUUCAUUAACACACACAUUUCGAGUCGCUUGUCUUGCUAUGCAAAAUUAGCCCCAAAAAAGCCCCAAUAAAAAUAGCCCCAAUAAAAGUACCUCGUUCCUUAUUGGAACGGGGAUGGCAAGGAAUAGAAAAGAUUAAAGCGGGUUUGCAACAACCACGCAAACUUGUGAUCAGCGAUCGUACCAUUCAAACUCAAAUGCGUUUCUCUGUCUUGACAGGUAGGAAAGCAGUUUAUGCAAUUCGCAAAUUCCACACUCCAACAAUUGAAAGAGAGAGAGACAAGAGCGGGCUGCAAAUGUGUCGAGGCAUUUUGCAAAUCCAAAUUACCGUCGUCCAACCAAACGAAAGGAAAACAAAGUCGCCGGCAAUGUUUCCAAAAAAACCAAAGCUGAUUUGAAUUGUCUUUCAUUCCGUCUGUUUGAUUUUUAUUUGCUUUUUAUUUCUUUUACUAGUUUGGGAUCAAAAAUACGGAAUGUAAGCGAUGGACACUAGCUGAACUGAAACGAUUUGUUUUGAUCGAUGACAAAGUAAAGACGCGAGCGCUUGUGUGUGCAUGUACGAGUGUCAAUUGGAGUAAAUGGAUUUUUUCACUGAUCACGACUUUUUUCGAGGUUUGGUGGCUCCUAAAGGAGCCGUUUUUAUGGUUUGAUGUUGUCAAUGGUGCUUCUUCUCGGCCUUCUUGGGUAGCAGCACGGCCUGUAUGUUGGGAAGAACACCGCCCUGGGCGAUCGUUACACCAGCUAGAAGUUUGUUCAAUUCCUCGUCGUUUCGGACGGCCAACUGCAGGUGUCUGGGAAUGAUUCUGGUCUUCUUGUUGUCACGAGCGGCGUUUCCGGCUAACUCUAGAAUUUCAGCACUUAGAUACUCGAGCACAGCGGCCAAGUACACGGGAGCACCCGCCCCGACACGCUCUGCAUAGUUUCCUUUGCGAAGGAGUCGGUGGAUGCGGCCGACUGGAAACUGAAGACCUGCUCGGCUGGACCUGCUUUUGCCUUGGUGCCCGACGCUUUUCCUUUCCCUCGGCCGGUCAUUUUAGUUUUCUCUCGCAGACUAGCUCGUGCUAGGACACACACUGAAAUCCAACGAUUUUGUUGUUCAAAUUGUGACGCGUUCCGAGUCGUGACGCCGUACUUAUCUCGCGGCUCGCGCGCGCUAAGGGAUCGAAACCCUCCAAUCAAAAUUAAUUCCGCCCUCUGUUGCCUCGAGUCUUUUGUUCCUUUCACAGCUGUAUCUGAGCCAAUCGCUUCAAAGAGAAUUUUCGUCGGCAUACUAAUUGAUCCUCAACAAUGGACCUUAAAUAGGAGUCAAUUCUCCUGUCUAGUCACACACCUCAGUCUAUUUUUGAGAGAACGGUGAUAGAUUUUUCUAGACAUGGCACCAAAAGUUCCCGCGGCCGGAAAAGGCGAGAAGAGAGCCGGCAAGGCUAAAUCAGCCCCGACGGACCCUGGCAAGAAAAAAGAAGAAGAAGCAAGAGAAAGGAGAGCUAUGCGAUCUACAUCUACAAAGUGUUGAAACAGGUGCACCCCGACACCGGUAUCUCCAGCAAAGCCAUGGGUAUCAUGAACUCGUUUGUCAACGAUGUCUUUGAACGCAUCGCGACCGAAUCCUCGCGGCUCGCGCACUACAACAAGAAAUCCACCAUCAGCUCUCGCGAAAUCCAGACCGCCAUUAGGUUACUGUUACCGGGCGAACUCGCAAAACACGCAGUAAGCGAGGGUACAAAAGCAGUCACCAAAUAUACAAGCAGCAAGUGAACUGCCCGACCUCACAAACAAACGGCUCCUUUAGGAGCCAACACAUGUCAUGAAAGUAAAUGUCCAACAUUGUUGUUGUUUUUUUUGUUGUUGUUGUUGUUGUUCUUGUUCUUGUUCUUGUUCUUGUUCUUGUUCUUGUUCUUGUUCUUGUUCUUGUUCUUGUUCUUCUUCUUGUUCUUGUUGUUCUUGUUCUUGUUCUUGUUCUUGUUCUUGUUCUUGUUCUUGUUCUUGUUCUUGUUCUUGUUCUUGUUUUUGUUUUUCUUUUUUUCUUUUUCUUUCUUUCUUUCUUUCUUUCUUUCUUUCUUUCUUUUUUUUUUUUUUUUUUUUUUUUUUUCGAGGUACGUAAAUGUUGGAGCUCGAAGCAGAUCGAUCCAGGAAGGAACUCUAAAAAUACUUCUCGCCAAAAAGAGUUUUGACCGAUUUCCCUUUCACUGUUCACAGAUUUGGUGCCAAAGCGAGAACUGUUUUUAGACUUACUAAAAUUUCUUCCGAAUGAAAUCAAGAAUUCCCGACCCAAAAAAAAAAAAAUUAUAUUUCCCAGAAUGCAUUGCGAAAAAAAAAAGCCUCAUUAAUAUGUAUUACAUCCUUCCCCAGUUGUUGUUGUUCUUUCUUUCUAUUUCGAAUCUCUGAUUUUUAUUCAGUCAAACUCAGUUUCAGUGAACAUGUUUUGCUGGUGCGAAUGAGUUAUUAAUCUAGUACAAAAGGCAGGUGCAUGGGGGCGUAUCCGUUGGUAAUAACUAACUUGCUUUUGGCAAGUAAGGAACAUGAAAAGGCAACAACAUUGAAUUAAAAGUCGGAACCAAUUAUACGAACGACUGAAAGCGCAAUUGAGACCUUUAUGUUUGUCUGGUACAAACAAACACACGCUGUUACCGAACGGUAAUAACGUAGAGAUUGAGGUAAUUGCGCCUGCUUAAAAAGAGGCUCUUGUUCUUGUUCUUUUUUUUUUUUUUUAUUUUUUUUUUUUUUUUUGCCAAGUAAGGAACAAGAAAAGACAGCGGCAAUGAAUUGAAACGUCGUUACAAAUUAUACGAACGGCUGAAAGCGCAAAAUGGUGACCUUUAUGUUUGUCUAGUUCGAGCAAACUCACGGAAAACGCAUCAAAACAGUUGACCUCCGUCGCUGCUCACUUUCUGUCAAAUUUUUGUCGCGAAUCAAACCGAGAGUCGAUCGCUCGCUUUUUGUCUACGUCGACAUUUUUUCUGCAGAGGCAGGUCACCUUUGGAGAUGUGGUCAUUGAUUUUCUCUGUUGCUUCAUGACAAUAAUGCGAGUUUUUCACUCACGUAACAAAAACCACGAAAAUGAAACAACAACCACAACAAAACGAAACAGAACACACACAGAAAAAUUAAAGACGUGCAAAAGGAGAUGGGCUGCUCAUUGACCUUUAGGUUAGUGGUGGCUCCUAAAGGAGCCGUUAGUGUUUGUUCGAUGACCAAGCGACUGUACUAAGCCCGCUCGCCACGAAUCCUUCGAGCCAACUGGAUAUCCUUCGGCAUGAUGGUUACGCGUUUGGCGUGGAUGGCGCACAGAUUGGUAUCUUCGAACAGACCCACCAAGUAAGCUUCGCUAGCCUCUUGGAGCGCUAGUACAGCGGAACUUUGGAAUCGCAGAUCGGUUUUGAAAUCCUGCGCGAUCUCCCGCACAAGCCGUUGAAAGGGCAACUUGCGGAUAAGUAACUCCGUAGACUUCUGAUAACGACGGAUUUCACGGAGUGCAACUGUGCCUGGUCUGUAACGGUGAGGUUUCUUCACGCCACCCGUAGCGGGAGCACUCUUGCGGGCCGCCUUAGUGGCUAACUGUUUACGAGGAGCUUUUCCACCUGUUGAUUUCCGGGCGGUUUGCUUGGUACGAGCCAUAGCUAACAAGAUUGAGGGCUUCAGUCUCGUAAUUUCUUCAGAAAUUUUACGCUUUUCUCGCGAUCUCCUGUGACAAAACCGAUUUUAAAACAAGCGCUCAACGAUCCGAUUGGUUAUCCAAAGUUUGCUUGUGAUUGGCUGCGGUGAAUUUCUUUGUUCGGGUACUUUUUUUUUUUUUUUUCCGAGGAUGAGGCGGAAAGUAAAUUUUAGUAAACUCUGACCUGCAACUUUUCUCAAAACUGCCCUCGGUUUUCAGUCGCUCGCUUUCGGUGAGUACUCUCGAAAAAGUAAUAAACUAAUUAGUGAGUGAGUGAGUGAGUGAGACUGAAUUUGACCAUGGAUUACUUUGAAGGUUGUGAGUCAUUUUCGCUAUCCUUUAGCGUGGCCGUGUAGAUAGGUGAUAAUGGUAUUCAUAAGUCGGCAUUUGGCCUGGCUUUCUUGUCAAUUGAAAUGUGACGUUUCCCGAGAGGUCCAGCCACACAUCUCAAGUUUUGUUCAGGGCCGACAACAAUUGCAUCCGUAACAUUCGAAAAAAAAAAAAACAAAUCAUGUCUGGACGCGGCAAAGGAGGUAAAGGGCUUGAAAAGGAGGCGCCAAGCGCCAUCGAAAGAUUCUGCGAGACAACAUCCAGGGAAUCACCAAGCCAGCAAUCCGACGUCUGGCUCGCCGCGGUGGUGUCAAGCGUAUUUCCGGGCUCAUUUACGAAGAGACCCGCGGAGUCCUCAAAGUCUUCCUGGAAAACGUUAUCCGUGAUGCUGUGACUUACACCGAACACGCCAAACGGAAGACCGUUACCGCAAUGGAUGUGGUCUACGCCCUUAAACGCCAAGGCCGUACCCUAUACGGUUUUGGCGGGUAGAGAAUCACGGAAACCUCAGAGAACUGAUAAACGGCUCCUUUAGGAGCCACCACCUCAUGCGAAAGUCGUGAUCAGCCACAGUGAUGGUCAAACCCUGUGUUUGAACAACGAGUCAAAGGGCGAUAUUUUUCUGCUCUCAACGUUUCUCCUAAUCCUUGUGUUAGCGUUAAUGCAGUGUAACUCGAGUCGCUUGUCGUGGUGUGCCAAAUAGUCUCUCGUUCCAACAGGGAACUGGGAUGGCAGGAAAUAGGAAGUAGUAAAUUGAGUUUCAAAAGCCGUGCAAAGCUGGGUUCAGCGAACGUUCUACUCAAAUUCUAUUACGUUUCCACGCAAUGGAACCACGCGUGAUCGCACCGUUCUCCAAGUACGUUAGUUCUGAUCAUUAACACAUUUCAUUAACACACACAUUUCGAGUCGCUUGUCUUGCUAUGCAAAAUUAGCCCCAAAAAAAGCCCCAAUAAAAAUAGCCCCAAUAAAAGUACCUCGUUCCUUAUUGGAACGGGGAUGGCAAGGAAUAGAAAAAAGAUUAAAGCGGGUUUGCAACAACCACGCAAACUUGUGAUCAGCGAUCGUACCAUUCAAACUCAAAUGCGUUUCUCUGUCUUGACAGGUAGGAAAGCAGUUUAUGCAAUUCGCAAAUUCCACACUCCAACAAUUGAAAGAGAGAGAGACAAGAGCGGGCUGCAAAUGUGUCGAGGCAUUUUGCAAAUCCAAAUUACCGUCGUCCAACCAAACGAAAGGAAAACAAAGUCGCCGGCAAUGUUUCCAAAAAAAAACCAAAGCUGAUUUGAAUUGUCUUUCAUUCCGUCUGUUUGAUUUUUAUUUGCUUUUUAUUUCUUUUACUAGUUUGGGAUCAAAAAUACGGAAUGUAAGCGAUGGACACUAGCUGAACUGAAACGAUUUGUUUUGAUCGAUAACAAAGUAAAGACGCGAGCGCUUGUGUGUGCAUGUACGAGUGUCAAUUGGAGUAAAUGGAUUUUUUCACUGAUCACGACUUUUUUCGAGGUUUGGUGGCUCCUAAAGGAGCCGUUUUUAUGGUUUGAUGUUGUCAAUGGUGCUUCUUCUCGGCCUUCUUGGGUAGCAGCACGGCCUGUAUGUUGGGAAGAACACCGCCCUGGGCGAUCGUUACACCAGCUAGAAGUUUGUUCAAUUCCUCGUCGUUUCGGACGGCCAACUGCAGGUGUCUGGGAAUGAUUCUGGUCUUCUUGUUGUCACGAGCGGCGUUUCCGGCUAACUCUAGAAUUUCAGCACUUAGAUACUCGAGCACAGCGGCCAAGUACACGGGAGCACCCGCCCCGACACGCUCUGCAUAGUUUCCUUUGCGAAGGAGUCGGUGGAUGCGGCCGACUGGAAACUGAAGACCUGCUCGGCUGGACCUGCUCUUUGCCUUGGUGCCCGACGCUUUUCCUUUCCCUCGGCCGGUCAUUUUAGUUUUCUCUCGCAACUAGCUCGUGCUAGGACACACACUGAAAUCCAACGAUUUUGUUGUUCAAAUUGUGACGCGUUCCGAGUCGUGACGCCGUACUUAUCUCGCGGCUCGCGCGCGCUAAGGGAUCGAAACCCUCCAAUCAAAAUUAAUUCCGCCCUCUGUUGCCUCGUAGUCUUUUGUUCCUUUCACAGCUGUAUCUGAGCCAAUCGCUUCAAAGAGAAUUUUCGUCGGCAUACUAAUUGAUCCUCAACAAUGGACCUUAAAUAGGGAGUCAAUUCUCCUGUCUAGUCACACACCUCAGUCUAUUUUUGAGCGAACGGUGAUAGAUUUUUCUAGACAUGGCACCAAAAGUUCCCGCGGCCGGAAAAGGCGAGAAGAGAGCCGGCAAGGCUAAAUCAGCCCCGACGGACCCUGGCAAGAAAAAGAAGAGAAGCAAGAGAAAGGAGAGCUAUGCGAUCUACAUCUACAAAGUGUUGAAACAGGUGCACCCCGACACCGGUAUCUCCAGCAAAGCCAUGGGUAUCAUGAACUCGUUUGUCAACGAUGUCUUUGAACGCAUCGCGACCGAAUCCUCGCGGCUCGCGCACUACAACAAGAAAUCCACCAUCAGCUCUCGCGAAAUCCAGACCGCCAUUAGGUUACUGUUACCGGGCGAACUCGCAAAACACGCAGUAAGCGAGGGUACAAAAGCAGUCACCAAAUAUACAAGCAGCAAGUGA